This is a messenger RNA of Paramecium tetraurelia, 5016 nucleotides long. RefSeq lists its product as uncharacterized. Gene Ontology annotation, molecular function: protein binding. Lineage: Eukaryota; Ciliophora; Oligohymenophorea; Peniculida; Parameciidae. The transcript is spliced from 5 exons. The record is from RefSeq and is a predicted model, not a curated record.
AUGGAUGAAGCUUAAAAAAGUUAUCUAAAUUUAUUGAAGAAGACUUUUGAAAAAAGGCAGGAGUUUAUUAGAUAUGAUGUUGUCCUCUUUCAACAAUUCAGAAAUAAAUUGACUGUUCACAGCGCAGCAAUCUCAAGGAAUUCAGAAAUGCUUGUGUGUGGUUGUAGCAAGAGCAUCAUUAUCUUAUAUGACCUUAUAUCCAAACAGGCUAUAAAGGCAUCAAAUAAAAAGCAAUUGCAAUUUAGAAAACAUCAAAUAGUAACUGUUGCAUUUUCGAAUUGUUAUGACUAUAUCAUCGCAGGAAAUACUAUGGGUGAUUUGCUAAUAUAUGAAAUUACAAUUGACAUUUAAAAUUAGAAAUUUGAGUUAGAUCUUAUGAGAUUUGUCCCGUAAUAUCAUGAAAAAGCAUUGCAAAUAAUUUUUCACUCAAGCAUAGAUCAUUUAUUAACGAUCAGCAGUGACAAACUUAGAGUUACAAUGAUAAGUGAGUUUAUUCAACAUGAAAACAUUGAUGAAUCUUAGAUUUAAAUCAGUCAAAAUUUAGGAGGGGCUACAACUUCCAAAUUGUCCUAUCAUAAUGGUCAUUAUUAUUUAUACAUAGGAAUGAGAAACAAUAAAAUAGUUCAAAUUAGAUCAUCCCAGCUAUAUUCAAAACCUAAGAAUGAAACAUUUGUUUAUUCGAUUAAUAGCUCGAGUUCUGUGAUCAGUAAACUAGAAGUAUCAAAUGAUCAGUCUCUACUUGCAAUCGCCUACCAAAGUGCAUAGUAAGAGUAAGGAAACUUGUAGAUUGUGUAUUUAAAAAAAGGAAAGUAAAUAUAUUCAUAAAAUGGGAUAACAAAAUUAAAAAUAAGUUAGCUUUUAUUCUUUAACUCGAAUUCUCACUUAUGCAUUAGUUCUUGGGAUGGUACCUUUCAUAUUUUGGACAUUAAAAGUAAAGAAAUAUUAAAGACAUACUCUCAUGUAAUGCAUGAAUAAGGAGUGAUAACCUUCUUUCCUUUAACAGAGGUUUCAGAGUUUCCAAAUCUAAUAUCUGUAGGGCAGGAUCAUCAAAUAAAGAAAUAUUAUUUCGGAAAAAUAAAAGAAUAGCUAUUCGAAUAUAUUCCAUUCAUUUUUUGGGUUGAAUAACGAAUAAGAUAAGAGUUAUAAUUCUAGAGUGAAUUGCAUAAUUAUUAAAAAUUACUUUACAUAGAAAGCAUGGGAGUAGAUAGCGUUAAAAUGAGAGAAUUAAAUUAAAGUAUUUUUGGAUUCGAAAAAUUUGACCCAUUAAUUAAAAGAAUAAUAGACUAUAGCGAAUACAAGGAGAGAGCAUUCUAUUUAUAUAAAAAAUAUGAAUCAGAAAUGUAACAAACAAUAGCCUCUUCAAUAUAAAGACCAAAUAAAUUACCUCCAUUAGAUUUACAGUAAAAGAAUCCAUAAGUUGAUGCCCCUUAAAACCUUAUUCAAAGUGGAAUUUUAGUAAAUCCAAUUUAAAUUCAAGAACCUUUAAAAAUAUUUUCUGAAUAUUUUUCAUUCACUUUUAAACGAAUUUCUGAUACAAUUAUCUAUGACAGAAUUAAGUUGAUGGUUCUAUAAAAAUGCAAUUUCAUUUUUGAUGAAAGAUACCCUUUCAAAUAGCAUUUAUUCUCCAAUCUAAAACGAAUGAAAAAUUUAAAAUACUUAGACCUUUCAUAUAAUUCUUUGUACCUUGAAGAUGUAUUAUAAAUUCUAGAAUAACUAAAAAAUGUCACUUUGUUGGAUUUCUUAAGUUUAGCUCAUAAUAAUUUAGGAGAUAGUUCAACCAUUAAAUUCAAUAACUCUGACGCCAUUAUGAGACUUUUAGAUGAAGUUGAGGCAAUAUCCUUAAGGUCUAAUAAUUUGUCAGAUAUUGAUGGAGAAUCUAUUUUGAAUUAAAUAAAACAUUUUAAAAAAUUAAAAAUAUUAGAUGUUUCUGGUAAUUUAUCCUUUAAAGAUAAGACCUUAUAGGCGUUAUAGAGAAUAACAAUUCUGUAAAAUAAAAUUGAAUUUUCUUCUUAAAGAAAUGAUUUUCUAAAUUUCUUAAAUAAUAUUAGAAUUUUAUAAGAGAAUGAAUAGUAAGAAGAACUUGAAGAUUAGAUGAAAUCUUAAGAUAAGCAAAGUAAUUUAGGAGAAAAUGAAAAAUUAAUUGAAAAUCUGCCUGAACAGCAACCUUCCUAGACUUUUGAUAGAUCGGCUUCAAUGUCUAGUUCUGGUAAUUAUAUGUCAUUGCAAUUGUUAUGUAUUUAAUUUUAAAAGGAGGUUUGUGAAUAAGCGAUGAAAACGGCAACAGAUUUUUUGGUUUAAAGAAAAAUAACAAACUUAUAUAUAUAUGUUGUUGAUAAUAAGGAGGAUGAUGUGUGGGAGACAUCAAUUUCAAUUUAUUAUACAAGAGGACUGAAAAAGCUGAAUGAUUAUAUAUUUGGUUGCUUAGGAGGAAUUAUUUUAGUAGUUUUUUCAUGUUUUGUAGGGAUUUAUUAAAUCAUCAGAUAGGAAGGUUUCUAUUGUAUUAGAAGAAUCUUUUGUACAAAUUACUGUUUAUGGAAAUAUUUAGCUUGUGGAUUUUGUACUUUCUUAACUACAUCCUUUGGAAAGUUUAUUGUUAAAUUAUUUGGUGUAGAACAAUCCUACUUUGAGUAUAAUCCUAAAAUAAUAAAUCUAGAAUAAGAAUUAAUAAAUAUCAAAUAUAAAGGAUUUAUCCUUUUUACAAUAUAUUUUAUCAGCUACUAUUUUGUAGUAGUCUUUCUACCUAUAAUAUUUGUGAAUGCUUGCUCUGGUCAAUAAUGGUUAGGUCAUUUGAUUUAUAUUGCUUUUGCUUGUUAUUCCUUUCUUGUCGAAGGCUAUCUUGGUUUAACAAUCAGUAAUCUUAAGGUUACUACUAAUGAAUAUACUGAUGGUAGCACACUGGCAAGAUAUUUUUACAUUAUCAAAGAUCUAUUAAUCAGUCAAUUAACCAAAUUUGAAUUGUACACAUGCAUUUGUUUCAUUGUGCUAGUUGAUUCUUGUUAAAUAUCAGUUGCUAUCGCUUGGAUAGGAGUUGGGAUAAUUUGUUUUAAUUUACUAUUAGAUUUAGCUUUAAUAGUUAGAUAUUUAUUAAUACCUUAUAUAAAUCAAAAGAAACCUUCCUAUAUAGAUAUUUUUACGCAGUUUUCAACUCUUUAUUAAAUGAAUAUUGUCACAAAUUUACUUGAAAAAUGGUCUGAAUAAAAUACAAUAUAUAUUUUUUUCUUGAAAUCAGAAGUACCCUAAAAAGUUGUAGUUUCAAUUAUCAAAACAUUUUUUCAAGACACUCCAUUACUUAUUUUAUAAGCUGUUUACUUAGGUAUGAAUCCAACUCAAAUCAAAAUUUAAAUUUUCAUCGUUUCAUUUACAACAGUGGUCAUUCAUUUCAUAUUUUCUAUGAUCAAAAUGUUAUCAAUUACAAGAGCUGCCAAAAUCAAUGAAGAAAUUGUUUUAACAGAAGUUUCAAAAGUUAAAUUUCAUAAUAAAUAAAUAAAAAUAAUUCAAGAAUUAAAAAAAUUUAUUAGAAACCUCAAAAAAAAGUUCUAAAAUAUAAUCACUUAACAUAAUUAGAGGAAUGAAAAUUUAAUCACUUCUUUAGUAGAUGCUGAAAGAGCCUUACUUAAUAGACCUCAUACAAUGCAAAAUUUUGAAUUAUAUCUCAAAUAAAAGAGCUCUAAGAUCCUACCAGCUCGAAAGGGAAUUACAUAAAUAGGUAAUAAGAUCUAAAGGAUUAAUGUUUCAAAAAAUUAGAAGAUUAAUUAAGAAGAGCUUCAAAAAUUAAUAUCUGUGAAAGCCUCACUAGAUAUAUUUGGAAAUAAAGUAAAAAGUUGGAAGAUAAACAAUGAAAUACCGCUUGAUCUAACUGAUGUCUUAUUAAAUGAUGUUCCUAGAUAAUUUUUUACUAUUGAUUUGGAUUGGGAGGCAAGCUAACCUUGGGUUGGAAACAUGAGAAUAUCUUCUUUGAAAUAAGAGAUCGAAGGACUUAAGAUGGCCUAUAGACACUUUUAAAAUUCAGGUGAUUUAAAUAUAUUGGAUUUAGGAUUUGGUUCAGGAUAUAUUUCUUUUUUUUUAUUGGCAUUAGCGUUAAAAAGGAAAAAGCUCUUUUCAAUUCAGUUGCAUUUAGUAGAUCAUCAUCCUGAUGCAAUCAAGUAUUUUGAAUAAAAGCUCAAUACAGAAUUUUCCCAUUUAAAAAAGAUAUGUAAAAUUGAAUAUCACUUACACGAUUGUUUUGAAGGUUUAAACUUAUUUUAAGAUUAAAAAUUCAACUUUAUACACCUUGGUUAUGCAACAACUAAAUGGAGAAUUCAAAGAGAUAUAAUACCAUUACUUUCUGAUGAUGGAUUGAUUUUUGGUUACGAAACAGUAAGCAGUUUAGAAUAAAAAGCAUUUUCAUGGAGUUAAGCCCAAAAAUAAAUGGUUUAUUCAUAAAACUUAGAAUAAUAUGGAAUAAUGGAACCACUGACUAUCCAACUAAAAGGAGUUGAUUAGAAUUUUUUAGAUAAUCAAAUAAAAUAACAAUUAGAUAUCCUUAAUCAUAUACGGUUGUAUGAUUAAUGCGCUUUAUGUGAAAAAAAGCUAAGUAAAGAAGAUAAAUAAUUUAUUAAUCAUUAUUGGGGAGAGGUAAUUUGUUUUUCUUGUGGAAAUGAGCAAUUAGAAUAAUAGGGUGAAGAAAUUGACAUAGCAAAAAUUAAUUAUAGAUGCAACGUUAUAUACUACACAGGCAGCAAUUGCAAAUUAUCUUAGAUAAAACAAAUUUCUAUUUUGUUAGAGAACUUAACUUAUCCAUUUGGCCAUAAGGUUGGAACCAUUCGAGAAUAUUCUUAUGUGUGCUCAUCUUGCAAUUCUAAACGAGGAUUUGGAUUUUUAUACAAAUGCUUAAUUUGUGAUUCUGUGCAUUAUUGCAACACUUGCGGACUGUAAUUAAUGAGAGAUAAUUAAAUGAAGUAUCAUUCUGCUUGCAAUUAAGAUCAUCCUCUAUUGAGAAUAGUUUUUCCAUCAAAGACAUAAAAAGGGAAAAAAUGA